This is a messenger RNA of Notechis scutatus (mainland tiger snake), 5284 nucleotides long. It is a transcript of the gene DCTN4, whose product is annotated as dynactin subunit 4. NCBI's taxonomy places the organism in Eukaryota, Metazoa, Chordata, Lepidosauria, Squamata, Elapidae. The record is from RefSeq and is a predicted model, not a curated record. Gene Ontology annotation, cellular component: dynactin complex.
GGGCGGCGCGCCGGAGAGCUGGGGCCGGCUUCUGUUCUGCCAAGAUGGCUUCUCUUCUUCAGUCGGACCGCGUCUCUUACCUGGUGCGCGGCGAAAAGGAGAUCCGCAUGCCGCUUUCGCAGCUGUAUUUCUGUCGCUACUGCAGCGAGCUCCGUUCCCUCGAGUGUGUCUCGCAUGAGGUGGAUUCUCACUAUUGUCCCAGCUGCUUGGAGAAUAUGCCUUCAGCUGAAGCCAAGCUCAAAAAAAAUAGGUGUGCUAACUGUUUUGAUUGUCCUUGCUGUAUGCACACCCUUUCUACCCGAGCAACAAGCAUUCCUGCUCCAUUGCCUGAUGAUCCAGCUAAAACUACAAUGAAAAAAGCUUAUUAUCUGGCCUGUGGAUUUUGCCGCUGGACAUCCAGGGAUGUUGGCAUGGCAGAUAAAUCAGUUGCCAGUGGAGGUUGGCAGGAACCUGAAAAUCCUUAUACACAAAAGAUUAAUAAACUGGUGGAGUAUUAUCAACAGUUGGCUCAGAAGGAGAAGAUGGAAAGAGAUCGUAAAAAAUUAGUUCGACGGCGACCGUACAUGCCACUGGCUUUUUCGGACAAAUAUGGCCUUGGAACCAGGCUCCAACGUCAGAGGCCUGGGGCCCCUAUCAGCGCCCUUACUGGACUUUCGCUGAAAGAAGGGGAAGACCACAAGGAGAUAAAAAUUGAACUAGCUCAGGCUGUGGAAGAAGUAGAACCUUUACCUGAGGAUUAUUACACAAGGCCAGUCAAUCUAACAGAAGUGACAACCUUAAAGCAGCGUCUCCUGCAGCCAGAUUUUCAGCCCAUUUGUGCUUCUCAACUUUACCCACGUCAUAAGCACCUUCUGAUCAAACGCUCACUGCGAUGCAGGAAAUGUGAACACAAUUUGAGUAAACCAGAGUUCAACCCCACAUCAAUAAAAUUCAAAAUUCAAUUGGCUGCUGUCAAUUACAUCCCAGAAGUGAGAAUCAUGUCUAUUCCUAAUCUGCGCUAUAUGAAGGAAAGUCAAGUUCUUCUAACUCUAACCAAUCCAGUGGAAAACCUUACCCAUGUGACCUUAAAAGAAUGUGAGGAAAAUGAUCCUGAGGAUAUUAACAGUACUGCAAAGGUGGUGGUUCCUUCCAAGGAACUAAUCUUGGCUGGCAAAGAUGCAGCAGCAGAAUAUGACGACUUGGCAGAAUCUCAAGAUUUCCAGGAUGACCCUGACAUCAUAGCUUUCCGGAAAGCUAACAAAGUUGGGAUAUUCAUCAAAGUUACUCCACAGAAAGAAGAAGGGAAAGUUACUGUAAGCUUUAAGAUGAGACAUGAAUUCAAAAAUCUUGCCGCUCCAAUCCGCCCCACAGAGGAAGGUGAUCAAAGUUGUGAAGUCAUUUGGCUCACCCAUCAUGUGGAGCUCAGCCUGGGCCCUCUGCUUCCCUGAAGUUUGUGUCUUAAUUGGUUGCUAAAUGAUAGUUACCUGUUAUACUGUGCUUUGAAAAUGCAUUCUGAUAAAAUGCUGGUUUUACAGAGAUGCCUUGGAAAGUGAAAUUUCAGUCAAAAAAGGUAGAGUUGAAACAGAAAAAAGACACUUUUUUUCUCCUUGCCUCCUCCUCUUCACAUCCAUUACAUGAAUUAGUGAUUCUGUCACUAUACCACAUGCAUAGUCAGUGACAGUACAGGCUUAGUGUGCAUGUUUGUAGUUAUCUUCUAUCUUCCUUUAAAAAAAGUCACAACUAGUUCCUUGCAAAAUCUUUUACUAGCUUUCCUUACACCAAUUUAACCAAGCUAAUAUUGGACAAAAUCUAUUUCCUUCUCUGUACAUUUUCUGAUAACUGGAUUACUACUUUUCUGAGUGUAGUAAUUAUUCAACUAGAUUUUUCAGUAAAGCAAUAAUCAACACAGCAGCAUGAAAUGUCUUGCUUUCCCUAUCUGUCAGGCAUCUCAAAUAUUUACUGCUAAGGUUUUUUUGUACCAUUUGUGGCAUUUCAUUGUCUUGUUAUGGACAAUUCCUGAAAGGAAGACAUGAAUCAAUACGAUAUCAUUGGAGGAUUUAACUUCUUAGGUUGGAGAAUGCUUAUUUAAAGGAAAUGCAAUUUAGAAUAGUUGUAUUUGCUGAUGUAUUGCAUUUAUUGAAGCAAGAAUCCAAUUGGGACAAGCACAAGUGUUGUUGUUAAAUUAUUACUUUAGGAACAGGAUACUGACCAAAGAUAGCUCAUUAUGAUUUUAAUUACUUUUAAUAUAUAAAUUUGAACUUUUAAGACCUCUUGGAAAAGUAGCGACCAUCACUAUUGUGCAAUUUUGCACUGAAGGUGUAAAAUCUUAUUCUCCUGCUGAACAGAUUUCAUUAAGAUUUAUAAUAGGCGGGUGAAUAAAUUAUUAUAAAGUAUAAUUUCCAAGUUUUGGGUUUUGAAUUUUAAUGAUUUGAAAUUUAAUAUUGUAGCACUGCAUGCACAUUGUAUGUAAUGGGAAAAUGAAAAGAUCUGAUUGCAGACUGGUGGCCUUGGGCACUCAUUACAGCGUGAAUAUUUAUGUUUUAGUCCAAGAUAGGAAUGGAGAAGAUGAAUAGAAAUGUAUAAUUGGAAGAUGUACUUAAGGCCCCUGGAAAUAUAUUUCUAAUUUGUUAGAAAGUAUAUCUAAGUAGUUUUAAUUUGUUUGGCACUAUUUAAAUAAAAGUUUCACCUUUGUAUUUUGUGCAAUUGAUGUAAAAAGAAGUUUGAUGUAGAUACGUUGUGCAGCAUGAAUUUAAGACAUCUAGGCAAUAUUUAUUCAAUGUGUAGAACAAUAUUAAUGUCUGAUGCUCUCAAAUUUAUACAUUUAACUCCAAUUAAUCCAUGAUUUAACUCUCCACACUAAUUAAAAGUCCAAUAAUAAGUUAAUAUUGUAAUGAACUAAUAUAUAUUUAAGAUUUCUUGUAAACACAUAUAAAGUUGGGACAUACUUGAAAAAUCUUUUCUCCUUUGAACCUCUCAGAAUAUAAGAAUACUUGUACAUAUCUCACUUCACAUAUCUGUAAAAAUAUCUCACUGGAGGGAUAUUCUGCCUUUAUCAGUAUUAGGAUAACUCUGUUGCCUUAUUGUAUAACUUAGUGAACUUCAAAUAAAUAAGCAGACAAAGCUGCUUUCGUGUAUUUUACUUUAUCAUAUUUAAGAUUUUUCUGUCAUAUUUGUAUGACUAGAAAUAACCACGGUAACUUUUGGCAAUGUUAGCAUUACAUGAUUUGUAACACUGGACCAAUAAAUUACUUUUGCACAUCUUUUACAAGGCAUGCAAAAGUCCCAAAUUUUGAAUUAAAGAUAGUCAUCGACUUACGACUAGUUGAGCCUAAAAUUUCUGUUGCAAAGUGAAACAUUUGUUAAGAGAGUUUUGCUCCAUUUUAUGACCUUUCUUGCCAUAAUUGUUAAGUGAAUCACUGUUGUUAAUUUAGUAACCAGGUUAAGUGACUCUGGCUUCCCCAUUGACUUGGCUUUUUGGAAAGUCACAAAAGGGGAUCACAUGACCCUGAGACACUGCAGCCAUCAUAAAUAUAAACCAAUUGCCAAGCAUCUGAAUUUUGAUCACCUGACUAUGGGAGUACUGCAAUGGCUGUAAGUGUGAAAAACAGUCAUAAGUCCCCUUUUCAGUGCCGUUAUAAUUUUGAACAAUCACUAAAUGAACUGUUGUAAGUUGAGGAUUACCUGUACUCCAUAAAAAGUGGGAACUUGUGCGUUUUUUAACAUUCACAAAUGUACAUCUGAUCAGGGCUUUUUCUAUAUAAAAGGUUAAUUGAAACUAUUAUCUAACUUACAUUACUAUCUUUUAGUUUGUCACUUGUGAAACAUUUAUUGCACUCAUGAUGAUUAGAGUAAGAUUAGCUGAAAGCAUUUAGCAAACACUAUUUUAGUAAAAUUAUCUAUGUUUCUCUGUGAAAAUCUAUUAUGGUGAUGUCUGUUGUGAAACACGUCUUGCAAGUAGAAAUCCUUUAGCAAAUUAGAACUGAAAUUAAAAUGCCAUUCCAAAUGCUUUAUAGUGGCAGUCAGAAGGGUAAGACUGGCAAUAGUGAGGAACUAAAAGAUGCUAUAGAACUAGAGUGUAUGUACUAUGAACACAAGGUAGCUGAGAAUUGGGGCUCUAUAACACAAUGUGUUCUAGAGGGAUAAGAGUCCCCUUAGAAGACCUAGCAAAGAUCUUUAGAAGAGAUGAGAGUCUUGGGAAUGCUCUUAAUUCAGAACCAACUAAUAUUCAGCAAACAGUACUAUAGAUAAAUAAGCUCUCAACAUAUCCACGGUGGACUACAGAAACAUUUAGAGUUCUUCCAUAGAGUAAUUUACAAUAUAAAACCAUAUAUUUAAGACUCUAUAACUAACUCCAAGAUUCUCCAAAUUGUUCAUUUGCAUUUGACAUUUAUUCUAUUCCACCAAGAUUAUAGUUUUUUUUUAAACUUCAAAAAUAGCUUCCUAAUUAUUUAAAUUCAUAUCAUUUCUCUUCCUGCCACCUGCCCAUAUGGUACAACGAAAAACCUUGAGAUACUUGGCAUACUGUCUGGUAACAAAAGUAGAAUUCAAAAUGCUGUGGAUUGUGUUUUGUCCAAAAAUUUUGUCUGCCAAUAUGUUAUGUUCUAAAAGUGCCAUUUAUUUUAAAAUGCUUAAAUGUUCAACCUUAGAGCUGGAGGAUAAAUCAAGUUGUAAAAAAUGAUUAGUAAAAAAUGGAGUACUGUAAAAUGUUCUUUAAUUGAAGAAUUAUACUAGGCAAUAACAUUGAAAUCUAGUGUCUGAUUCUAAGAAAACAUUUGCUGAAAAUAACAUCUACAAAAUAUUUCUGAAAACCAUUAUGCACCUGGGCAGUGGAGGUGGGCAAUCUGAGUAGAAAUAAGUUGCCUGAAUUGCCAAAUCUGAAUUUUAUAGUUUUGUGCUUGGGACCAUAUUGAUUUGUAAUAGAAUGUAAUAGUUUCCAUAUACCAAGUAGACAUUUUAAAAGAAAAAUAAUAGAAGUCAUUUGAUCUUUCACCACAUUAACACAUUAUUCUUUUGUGAGAAUAUGACUACAGCUUUAUAAUGUUCAGGUAGACAGAGUACAAAUGAAGAGCAUCCAUUAGGAUUUCUGUCACAGGUUUUUUACACAGAAGUUGGUGUCUUGUGUUUUAUGCAUAUUUUCAAUUGGAUCUCAAGUAAAAAUCAUAGAGAUCUAUACCUUGUUUCGCAAUGAGUCAAGUAUUUCAUAUGCUGCUUAUUGUGCAGACAGCUGUGAUUUCAUGAUUGGUUACUUGUGGGAGCAAAAAUCGGGCAAAAUCAAACAGAUCUGUUCUGUAUCCUAGAUUUAACA